GUUGGUGAUGAAAAUGAAAAGUGAUGUAUAACGAGUGACGAAUACCAUAAUACUAUGAAUAAUUGUUUCACUAGGAAGAUCAACAGUGUAGUAUUCAACCAAAUGGACCUGUAAUGCUAACAAGCUUGUAAAUAUUGUACUUUACAGAAGUUGUUAUACAACUAAUUAAGUGUUUAACACAACUCAUUAAGUCAUUCAAGUCAUUUGUCAGAAUAACUAAACGUCUUUUUUAAACGAAGCACAAUUGGACAUUUACAUAGUUAUCAGUGUAGUUAUUAUAAUAGAAAUUAUCAGUUUUUAAAAGUUUGUUUAAAUACGCUCUAAUAUAUAUUUCUAUUUUUAUUUAUUUUGAGCAAUUGUUAUUAUUAAUUCCGAAAAUUUGGUGGUACAUAAGUUUUAGUUUAACUUCAAUAAUCCACAAAGUCCUUAAUUUUUUUUUAGGUGCAUGGACGACACAAAAUUAAACAAAUAUAAUGCAGUCCCAAUUAGUUACAACUCCACGAAAACUACCAGUGUUUGUAUUUCCUCAAAGUAUCACUUUUUUUUUAGACGAUCAGUCUACUCACAAACAAGUCUUAACUUUGUAUAACCCAUAUGAUUUUCCAAUAAGAUUUAAAGUAUUAUGUACUGCACCAAAUAAAUAUAAAGUUGUUGAGCCUGAAGGAACAAUAAAAGCAAGAUAUUGUAUUGAUAUUGUUGUCAGACAUACAGCACUUGUGUUUAGUAAUUGUAAUGUUGUUGAUAAAUUUAGAAUACAAAUGCAAGAACAUCCAACUAAACAGGCCAUAGGACAAAGAGAUGUUGAAGCUAAAUUACUUCCUGGCACAACAGAAGCAGCUGGAAGAUCUACACCAGAUCCUGAAAUGUUUCAACAGCUUCCCAUAAAUGAAACCAGGCAGCAACAAUCAUAUGCUCUUAUAGCUCAAAAUAAAGCCAUUGAUAAAUACACACUGAAACCACCAAGAUCAAAACAUGAUUUAUUUCGUGGAAAUAUUCAAAAUAAGAACACAGAAAUUUACUUAUCUUCAGAUAUGAAUUAUGUUAUGGAUAAAGGAGGGACAAAUUAUGUAGCACUGAUUGCUGGAAUCAUUUGCAUAGUUGGAUUGCUCUUACCUACAGAAGGAGAGCAGAAUAAUAGAGUGCCUGAUUAUCUUCAUCUCUCCGUAAACUUUAAAUUAAUAUUUUCAUUUGUAUUGGGUAUGGUUACAAUUAUUAUUUUAAGGUUGUAAUUUCUGUCUUUAUAUAUACAAAAAAGCUUUAUAUAAUAAUUAGAAUCAUGAAAUAAAAGCACAAUUAAUGUUAGGUUUCCUUGGCAUUGGGCCUCAUUUUUUUUACUUAAUAUACCUGAUUCUAGUCUAAACAUAACAAAUCAUGACGAUAUAUUGUCGCUAACGGAAAUAUUUAUUGACAUAUAUAAAAUCUUUUAUUCUUUUAAUGUAUGUGAUGGUAAAUCUCCUUGUCCAAGUUUGUGCUUCAUUGCCUCAAGCGUAUAAAAGAAAUUUGUAUAUAUAUUAAAAUUUUAACAAAAUCACAGUCUUUUUAUAUAUUUGAAGUUGGAACAUAAAAAUACAUUAAUUUUUAUAUCGUAAUUAAUAUUUAUAUUUCGAUUAAAAUGCUUUGUGUAUGAAAGCAUUAUGUACAAAAUACAUUAAUAAUUAUGCAUAUAUUCUAAAGAAUCACGAUCUCGUGUAAAAAUGUAUAAAUAUCCUAUGUAAAAUGGGCUCCAAAUUUUAAGUACUCUUAAAUAAAAAUAUUUGGCAUAUA
Bombus pyrosoma is the source of this 1764-nucleotide messenger RNA. RefSeq names its product motile sperm domain-containing protein 1-like. The record is from RefSeq and is a predicted model, not a curated record. Gene Ontology annotation, cellular component: cytoplasm. Bases 474 to 1229 code for a protein of 251 amino acids. The transcript has 7 exons. NCBI's taxonomy places the organism in Eukaryota, Metazoa, Arthropoda, Insecta, Hymenoptera, Apidae.